AUUUUUUUUUUAUUAUUUACAGGCAUUGUCCGUUUCCUUUCUGCAGUUUACAUUUGUGAUGAGGUAACCACCACUACCACUAUAUCACUUUUUAAAUCCCUAAUUUCUCUCGGAUUAAUUUAACACUUGUGUUGUUGUAGUACCCUGUAUAACCAUGGUGUUACGCUAUAUAUCGAUUGUAUGUAUUAAUGUCCUCGAUUAAAGUGUGUUUGUAGUUUUGGGGGACUUUCGUUGACAUGACAAAUAACAAUGUAGCGAAUCAGAAAGCAGCAGGCCUGACAGGUAGGGGACUUGGUAAGGUUGUUUAUGUUCUAAAGCCCACAUAUUUAUUUUAAAUGCCCAAGGUCAAACGAGGGAUGACCUCUGGGAUAACGCGUUGGGAUAACAGCCGUCACAACACCGCUACACCACUAGUUGUUCGAGAGAGUUAAAAAUAUCACCAAUGUCACCAAGAUAUAUUAUUUCAAACUCACAUGUUGGGGCCAAAGUUGACAACCUCUCCUGAGAACAGGAAGUUGCUUGACAAAAGGUCUGGUGUAUUAUAUUAUAUAAUAUAUAUAAUAUAAUGUUCAACCUCUCGGGGGAGAAUAUGUGGAUCACUGAGUUUUGGGAAGAUUUAAACACUUUGAACACAGAGACAGCCCCUUGUGAAAAGUCCAUGGUACAAACUCUUCACAAAUAGCCUUGUAAUGGUUUAUAUGUUUAACCUUUUACAAGGCUACAGGGCUGGAUAUUGGUCCAGUUGACCUUAAUCAUUCAGACUAUACACAGCAGACAAAGGCUUGUUGAACUUACGACAUCACAGUUGAACCUAGCCUUCUCCCUUGUUGUUCAACAUGUCUCUACUUGGAAAGACUCAUAAACCUUAGUGUCAACACUGCAACACUUCCCCCUAUGGAAGCAGAGAACAAGACAGAGAAGCAGGAGGCCGAAGGCUGCUUGGUUCACAUGUCCUGGAAGGAAUUUCUCAUAUGUGUGGUUUGCAACGUAAGGAAGAAAAGUAGGAGAGAACCUGGUUGACUCUCUGGUGGUUCUACAGAGCGGUCAUUCUUUCAUGUCCUGCAGCCUGCGCUGCUAUUGGUCGGCUCUCCAGGAAGUUGUCUUUAUCCCUCAGCCAAACGGAGACAGCUUCGUACCGUUGGACCUGGGUCUGGGGGUUGGACCGCAGCCAUAGAGGGGGCCUGUAGUGCUGGGUUGGGCUCCAGGAGAGGGGAGAGAGGUAGGGCUCCAAGCAGGAGAUCCAGGGCUGGAACCUUGUGGCAGAUCAUAAUGUUCUGCCAAGAUAUACUUUUUUCAAAGGCUAUAAGAGGGUCCUACUGGGUGUGGAGACCAUUCACCAUGAGGGGAGCCGGGCUGCUGUGUCUGCUGUGCGUCUGCUGUGCGUCCCCCGCGGCCCUGAGCGGAGCCGGGGGGGCGGGCCCGGGGCUGGGGGCCGGAGCGAGGCUCAGGGCCCGGACCGCCACCGGGAGGACGCCGCCCCUCCCUGAGGGUCGGUGUGUGGUGUACGGGAUGACCAUGUUUGAGGGGGCCAUGUGGUCUCCGGAGCCGUGCACUGUCUGCCAGUGCCAGGGAGACAUGGUGAAGUGCAAACCCAGCGCAUGUGACCCAGGACCAGCAGUGGGAAAAGUUCAGGUGGUGAAGAAGACCUCGGAGCAUCAGGGAGAGGGUGGAGGAGCGAGGAGGAGCAGCAGUAAGACCUCCACCUCUAGAGGAGGACAGGAGGUGAAGGAGACCUCGGAGCAUCAGGGAGAGGGUGGAGGAGCGAGGAGGAGCAGCAGUAAGACCUCCACCUCUAGAGGACAGGAGGUCAGAACCAAGGGACAAACCCGCCCCGCCGGGGGCCCAGAGCAGCGCCCCGCCGGGGGCCCAGAGCAGCGUCCCGCCGGGGGCCCCCCCAGCCCAGAGCAGCGCCCCGCCGGGGGCCCAGAGCAGCGUCCCGCCGGGGGCCCCCCCAGCCCAGAGCAGCGCCCCGCCGGGGGCCCCCCCAGCCCAGAGCAGCGUCCCGCCGGGGGCCCAGAGCAGCGUCCCGCCGGGGGCCCAGAGCAGCGCCCCGCCGGGGGCCCCCCCAGCCCGGCGGCCGUCCCUCCAGCGGUUAAAACACCGGUGGCGCCCAGGAGCCGCAGGCCCCACAACUCCUCAGACGAAGAGGACCGCGACUCUUCCGACGAAGACGAGGACGCGGAGGACGAAGACGUCGUCGGCCCCCCACAUCCACCGCCGGCAAAAGCGAAGGUCAACCCCCCGACCCCGUCGCCGUCUGUGCUCCGGACCGCCCCCCCGAGACCACCUGCGCGGGGGGCGGGGGGGCGGCCCGUGGUGGCAUUCCCCCAGAAGCCCCCCUUCAUGGCGUCCCUGCCGUGGGGUUGCCUGCUGGCCGACACGCUGGUGGCGUGCGGCAGCACCGGCCUGAGCCGCAUGCCGCUGAUCUCCGACCGGGGGGUGAGGACCCUCUACCUGGCAGACAACAAGAUCAGCCGGAUCCCGGCCAAGGCUCUGGCCGGUCUGCCCAACCUGGAGUGGCUGGAUCUGAGCAAGAACAAGCUGGACGACGCCUCCUUCGCCCCCCUGCUGUUCCAGAACCUGACCCGGCUGCGGCGGCUGAUCCUGGACGGGAACAACCUGACCCGCGUGCCCGCCUCCCUGCCGCCCUCGCUGCUGGAGCUCAAGAUCAACGACAACCAGCUCAGCGGCCUGACGCCGCGCAGCUUCAAAGGUUUGUCCAAACUCCUGACGCUAGAACUGGAAGACAACCACUUCCACGACGGGAACGUUUCACCGUUGACCUUCCGACCACUAAGGAAGCUGGCCUACCUUCGUCUGGAUGACAACCGGUUCCGGGGCGUUCCCUCGGGUCUCCCCGUCUCCCUUCAGGAGCUCCACCUCUCAGACAACAAGAUAGAGGUGGUGCAAGCCGGGAUCCUGAACAAAACUGUUAACCUGAGGGCUCUGGACCUGAGCCACAACCGCAUCCGAGAGGACCGCAUUGCCCCCCACGCCUUGAUACACCUGCUGAAGUUGGAGUCUCUGGACCUAUCCCACAACUGGCUGGUCCACGUCCCGUCCUUCCUGCCCCCGGGCGUCCGCCAGCUCGUCCUGCACCACAACCUCAUCCAGCGGAUCCCGGCCUUCGUGUUCGGGCACCUGGCCCCGGGCCUGGACUCCCUGCACCUGUCCCACAACCGCCUGCAGGACGGCGGCCUGGCCCCGGCCUCCUUCAGGGGGCUGAGCUCCUCGCUGGCCGAGCUGCUGCUGGACCACAACCUGCUGCACUCGGUGCCCCGGGGCCUGCUGCAGCUCAGGAACCUGCAGCACCUCCGGCUCAACCACAACCUCAUCAGCGACGUCCCGCUGGGCGCCCUGUGCGACCCGGGGGCGCGCGAGGACUCCCCCCUGCUGAGCGUCCACCUGGAGAACAACCUGAUCCAGCGCCACCUCGUCCCCCCCAGCAGCUUCUCCUGCAUCCGCAGUUACCACAGCGUGCUGCUGCGGCCGCAGAGGGACGAGGAGUAGGGGCGCCCAAUCACAGGAGGAGGAG
This is a messenger RNA of Gadus macrocephalus (Pacific cod), 3535 nucleotides long. RefSeq names its product extracellular matrix protein 2-like. Gene Ontology annotation, biological process: positive regulation of cell-substrate adhesion; extracellular matrix organization. NCBI's taxonomy places the organism in Eukaryota, Metazoa, Chordata, Actinopteri, Gadiformes, Gadidae. Gene Ontology annotation, cellular component: extracellular matrix. Gene Ontology annotation, molecular function: collagen V binding; heparin binding; protein binding. The record is from RefSeq and is a predicted model, not a curated record. The coding region runs from base 1270 to 3510 and encodes 746 amino acids. The transcript is spliced from 12 exons.